This is a messenger RNA of Gasterosteus aculeatus aculeatus (three-spined stickleback), 2248 nucleotides long. It is a transcript of the gene parvaa, whose product is annotated as parvin, alpha a. Gene Ontology annotation, molecular function: actin binding. NCBI's taxonomy places the organism in Eukaryota, Metazoa, Chordata, Actinopteri, Perciformes, Gasterosteidae. The record is from RefSeq and is a predicted model, not a curated record. Gene Ontology annotation, biological process: substrate adhesion-dependent cell spreading; cilium assembly; actin cytoskeleton organization. Gene Ontology annotation, cellular component: focal adhesion; cytoplasm; actin cytoskeleton.
CUCCCCGCCGGAGGAGGAGGGGUCACGCACUUCAGGAAUAAAUGUCUGGAAUUCCGUUUCCGCUUUAGGGAGUUGACGGUGAUUUUUUUUGCUUAACUUUCCAACCAACUUUUCUUUUCCACGACAAGUCGGAGAGUUUCCCUGUCAACGUUUCCCGGAUUAAACCACCGCAGCCACGAUGGCCUCUUCGCCCCAGAAAUCCCCGUCCUCUCCGAAGUCUCCGACGCCCAAAUCCCCGUCCUCCAGAAAGAAAGACGACUCUUUCCUGGGGAAACUUGGAGGAACUUUGGCGAGAAGGAAAAAGGCGAAAGAAGUGUCUGAGCUUCAGGAAGAAGGAAUUAAUGCUAUCAACCUUCCUCUCAGCCCGUCCCACUACGAACUGGACCCAGAGGACACAAUGCUAGAGGAGAACGAAGUGCGCACCAUGGUGGAUCCCAACUCCAAGACCGACCGCAAGCUGCAGGAGCUCAUGAGGGUGCUGAUUGACUGGAUCAACGACGUCCUGGUGGGGGAGAGGAUCAUCGUGAAGGACCUGGCCGAGGACCUGUACGAUGGACAGGUGCUGCAGAAGCUGUUCGAGAAGCUGGAGGGCGAGAAGCUGAACGUGGCCGAGGUGACACAGUCGGAGAUCGCCCAGAAGCAGAAGCUGCAGACUGUGUUGGAGCGCAUCAACGACUCCCUCAAACUGUCCACCAGAAACAUCCGCUGGAACGUCGACUCGGUUCAUGCCAAAAGCAUUGUUGCCAUCCUGCACCUCUUGGUGGCGCUGUCACAGCACUUCAGGGCGCCGAUCAGACUGCCGGACCACGUCUCCAUUCAGGUGGUGGUCGUUCAGAAAAGAGAAGGCAUCCUUCAGUCCAGGCAAAUUCAAGAGGAGAUCACCGGCAACACAGAGGCCUUCUCUGGAAGACAUGAACGCGACGCUUUUGACACUCUGUUUGACCAUGCUCCAGAUAAGCUGAAUGUUGUCAAAAAGACAUUGAUCACGUUUGUGAACAAACACCUGAACAAGCUCAACCUUGAGGUGUCUGAAUUGGACACACAGUUUGCAGACGGCGUUUAUCUGGUAUUGCUGAUGGGGCUGUUGGAGGGAUACUUUGUGCCGCUCUACAACUUUUUUCUCACACCAGAAAAUUUCGAACAAAAGGUCCACAAUGUGUCCUUCUCCUUUGAGCUGAUGCAGGACGGAGGUCUGGAGAGGCCAAAGCCCCGACCAGAAGAUAUAGUGAAUUGCGACCUGAAAUCGACACUGCGCGUCCUCUACAACCUCUUCACCAGAUAUAGGAGUGUGGACUGAGCACUAGGUGGCAGGAGGGAACACUCCAUCAUGGAUGCGUUACCUUCCACUUGUUCUAGAUUUUUUUAUCUGAAUGCAUGCAUCACAUUUUGUCCCUGUUGGAUAUUAUACCACGCACUAGUCUCUAUUUUAUUUUGAUUUCUACAGAGACAAUUUUACGGGAGUCCUAAGAAGCGUUUAGAACAUUUCUCGACCCAUGUGAUCUUUAUGUCCUGUGUUCAUGACUGAAGAAAAUGUUAAAAUAAAAUAUUUCAGAGUGAUAUCCAAAUCUAGUUUUUCCCACGUUUAAAACUAAAUCUGGGACUCAUUUUCAGUACACAUAUCUUAAUUGCACCACUACCAAAUAUUGUGAAAUAGGACUUAAAGAAUUUAUGAUGAGUUUUAAUUUACACAACUUGCCAGCACACAAUAUAUGAUAUUUUUCACCUGCUCAUGAACGCACGAGAGAAAACAGCUCAUUGACCUUUCACAGGGCUUCCGUACAUUUGACUUUUGUGACACAAACUGACCUUUUGUUGUAAUUUGGGCAUUGUCAAACAGUCCUGAGAACAUAUAUGAACCAAAUAACACAGCCAAAGGUAAUGUUUAGGGAAGUCAUAGAGGUUAUUCUCUAAUGACUUUUGUUAAUCUGCGUUAUCACAAAGAUGAACAGGGUAUCUUUUUAAUCCCUAAAAGAAAAUGUUUAACUGUAUUUAUUGUAAAUUUCUUAAUCACUUUUUUCUUCUUAACUUACCUUACCUAUUUUAUUUUUCUUCUUGUUUGUUAUUCAUAAGUGCCCUUAUUAAGAUGUGUGAACACAGCUAGCAGCUCUCAAUACGGAAUGUCAGGACGCACAUGCUCCCCAGAUGUCUUAACCUGCGAAAUUCCCAUGUGUGGGACAUUAGAAAUAUCUGACCAAAGCUCUGUUGUAUUCACACUAUAAGUCGUAUAAAGGUUUUACUCCAUUGCCAA